AUGGAAUACACUUACGACACCAACCACCGCACCGUUGAACCUCAUGGGAUAAGGGAUGUAAUGGACUUGGAGCAUCACAUCCACUAUCUGGAAAUUGAGGCUUAUAGUUCUAUUUUGAAGGCUUUCAUUGCUCAGUCUGAUCUUCUUACUUGGGGCAAAGAGGAGCUGAUGACUGAGCUCCGAAAGGAACUGAAUGUUACAGAUAUUGAACAUGGAGAAAUCCUAGUGAAAAUCAAUUCUGACGAGUUAAUUAAGCAGAUAAGGGAGCAGAGGAAUUUGGGAUCUCAUGCUAAAGAUUAUAUUCAAGCUACUCCUGGUUGUGCUUCUGCUUCAAUGGGAAAUGCAGUGAUGAAACUGAAAACUCAAUCCUCUGCUGCAAUUUAUGCUCAGAAGAAAACGUCACGCAGCCAAAAUUCUCUUGUUUCUAUUCCCAUUCCCUCUUCAAUGCCUCCAAAAUUUAAUGACGAUCCAUUGACUGCUGAAUUUGUCCAUGAAAAAGUGCAACAAUCUAUUGAAAUGUUCAAUUAUAGUGUUCAGUUACCACCUGUUGGUGGAGGGAGAGUGCUGAAAGGAAAACAUCUAUUGCAGAAGGACCUUCACAGAUCUCACUCUGCCAAGUUAAAUAAAAGAUCUGAUUUAAUUCAGCUUCGUGCAACAGAUAGGGUUAUCCAUGAUGUUGAGAAGAUGCUUUUCAGUAAAGAGAAACCUGACCCAGUUGAUAUUGAGAGAGCAAAAAGGGCUCUUAGGAAACAAGAAAUAGAUAUAACUGAAGCACUCGGUAAAGUGACUGAUGUGCUAGAGAAGAGGGGUGAUGCAUCUAAUCAAAUGCUACGUUAUGAAGUGACAACAGAAUACUCCCAGAGGACAAGAAAAGAUGAAUGA
Molecule: messenger RNA, 882 nt
Organism: Sphenostylis stenocarpa
Lineage: Eukaryota; Viridiplantae; Streptophyta; Magnoliopsida; Fabales; Fabaceae
Source: the annotation of a GenBank genome assembly